AUGUCUGAAAUCGAAUACCGUCAGUAUGUCGGGGAGUCUGAUUUGCCUCACAUCAUGGCUCUGGUGCAAAACGAAUUGAGUGAGCCGUACGUUAUCUACACGUACCGUUAUUUCCUGCAUCAGUGGUACGCAUUCCCUGUGAACUCCUCAGACCCUGUCGGCGUGAUAGUAUGCAAGCAGAGCGAGCACCGAAGUUCUGCCAAUAGAGGGUAUAUCGCAAUGCUCAGUGUUAACAGAUCGUGGAGGAAGCGCGGAAUAGCUACUUCCUUAGUCAGAAAGUCCAUUGAUACCAUGAAACAGCAUGGCGUUGAAGAGAUCGUGCUAGAGACAGAAUUCGACAACUCGGCUGCCCUUUCUCUCUACGAAUCUCUUGGGUUCAUACGCGAGAAGCGCCUAUACCGCUUCUAUCUGAACGGUAAGGAUGCGUUCCGGCUCGUCCUCGCGGUUAGCCCUGGCGAGGACUCCCCCAGGAGUGACAGCGGCCAUUCCAUGUUACGCCUCGCCCCUUAUCGUGCAAUCCCUAUACCUCCUCUGUCUUACGAUCCUGACGACGUAUCUUCCCGUUAA
This is a messenger RNA of Gloeophyllum trabeum ATCC 11539, 567 nucleotides long. RefSeq names its product acyl-CoA N-acyltransferase. Gene Ontology annotation, biological process: N-terminal peptidyl-methionine acetylation. The transcript has 4 exons. The record is from RefSeq and is a predicted model, not a curated record. Gene Ontology annotation, molecular function: protein-N-terminal amino-acid acetyltransferase activity. Gene Ontology annotation, cellular component: NatC complex. Lineage: Eukaryota; Fungi; Basidiomycota; Agaricomycetes; Gloeophyllales; Gloeophyllaceae. The coding region runs from base 1 to 567 and encodes 188 amino acids.